ACGAAAUCUCCCCUUAGUCCCCACCACAGCGCGAGCCUCAGGGUAGGCAACCAGGCAGAUUCGACAGGGAAAGCCUUUUCGGAAUACUUCCUGUUGUAGCCAUUGCCGUCAUUUUCCCGCUUUUCUAGUCUGCACUUAUAUCCGCUCCGCCAAUACGAUAACCCGCGUCUAUUGGCUAGCUAUGCGACUAGUAUUGGUUGCCGGCUUCCUGUUACGGUAACGCUAGCGGGCUACAAACUCCGCUACAUUGGUUAGCUACCUUGGGAGCUCCUGCUAUAAAGAUCCAAUGAUUCCUACGCUAAUGUAGCAGGAAGUUGGAGAGACUUAGAAGAAGCACUACUUGUCUCUGUAAUUCAAGAGCAUCUACAAACAUGGCUCCCCAAACUCCUGUCAAAAUCAUCCUCGGAACAUACCAAUUUGGAGAUACUUCCAAAGAUAAUCUCGCUGUGUUCGGUGAAAACAAUCCAGAUGGCCCGAAGGUCCUCGAUACUCUGUAUAGCCGUGGCUACAGAGACCUAGACACGGCUCGUGAUUAUCCAAACCUCGCCAAAGGCACCUCUGAAGAGCGUCUCGGUGAACUGGGCGCCCCCGCGAGAUUUACAAUCCACACGAAAGUCCACAGUGGAGAGGACGGUGCACACAAGCCUGAGAAUAUCGAGGAGAGUAUCCAGGCUAGCCUCGACGCCCUCAAGGUUUCCUCUGUGGAAACCAUCUUUCUCCAUCUCCCGGAUCGUGCCACGCCCUUGAAGGACGCCGCCAAGGCCAUCAGCGAUGCUGUCAACAAGGGCCAAUGCAAGAGAUUUGGCAUUAGCAACUACUCUCCUGCAGAGGUGCAGCAGUUCAUUGAUAUUUGUGACGAGCACGGCUAUGUAAAGCCCAGUGUCUAUCAAGGACACUAUAACCCGUUGGUCCGUGGCAGCGAGAAAGAGCUGUUUCCAAUUCUGCGCAAGAACAACAUUGCCUUCUUUGCUUUUAGCCCUGGAGCAGGUGGCUUCUUUCAACCAACUACAGCCUCGGCCGCCCGCUGGAGCUCGUCUCAUCCUGUCGGAGGAGCUUACGGCCAUCUCUACAGCGACCCGUCAGUCCAUGCCGUCGUCGAGACGGUUCAGACUGCCGCCGCUAAGCACGGCAUCAACCCCUACGAAGCCACGCUUCGAUGGUCGGCGUUCCACGGCAUCUUGGACGGUGCUCAAGGCGAUGCCAUCAUUUUUGCCGUUUCUAAGCUCGAGCAGCUUCAGAAGAGCUUGGAUGCUAUUGAAGCCGGCCCGUUGCCCCAGGAUCUUGCGGAUGCUAUUUCUGGAGUGUACGCUACUUGUGAGGCUGGUGCACCGCCAUUCCACUUUUAAUUUGUGUAAAACGCAUUAAAGAGAUGUUUAUGUAGUGAAUUAUAUUCUUAAAAAAA
[Torrubiella] hemipterigena is the source of this 1402-nucleotide messenger RNA. Lineage: Eukaryota; Fungi; Ascomycota; Sordariomycetes; Hypocreales; Clavicipitaceae. The record is from the annotation of a GenBank genome assembly.